AUGUAUUAUGUAGUGCAAGUGAAUCUUGACGGAGAUUAUUCGAUUUCUGGUGGCGGACUUCAAGGUUCAUAUUUGACUGCUCAGUUCCAUUUUCACUGGGGAAGCACUCUUAAACAAGGAUCUGAACAUUUGGUCGACAGUACGGCAUACCCGGCAGAGAUACAUGUUGUCCAUUAUAGUGACAGGUUUACCAGUGUACCUGCAGCAGCCAACGAUCCAACAGGACUGGCCGUGCUUGGAGUUUUCAUUCAGGAAUCUAAUGAAGACAACUCGAAUUUUAACACCAUUAUCAGUGCUAUACAAGAUGUUCAACAAGCAGGAAAUCAAUCCGAAAUUCAAGUUUUUGACUUGAACUCUAUUUUACCAGAUGAUCUUACUAGAUUUUAUCGUUAUCCUGGUUCACUGACCACGCCGGAAUGCAACGAAGCUAUUGUGUGGACCGUGUUUAAAAAACCCAUCUCCCUAUCUAGUAGCCAGAUUGCGCGUUUCCGAACCCUACAAAAUGAAGCCGGCGAGCCUAUCAAGGACAAUUUUCGACCACCUCAGCAACUGAAUGGACGUAAAGUUGUUUUCUCCGACCCUGACUAUGACCCAUCACAUGGCAGUGUUCUUGUACCGUCUCUUCUUGUAUCCAUCUUCAGUUUCGUCAUGUUUACUUUUCUGAAAUAGAUAGUAUGGAAUAUAGUACAGUCGAUCUCUAUACAGUUAUUUCGAAUCAAUCAAGGAUAGUUAUAGGUUAAUAGGGGGACGAAUAUUUAAUGACCGAGGACACAAUUGGUCAAUGACGUCAUUUGUAACCGGGAAAUUGACUAUCUUUAACUAGUGUUACUUUGAUACUUGGUUGUUUGGGCCUCUAUCCUUUUUUUUUUUUUUGUAGAUAAUGUAACUACAUUUAUGCUGCACUUGAACACAAAUAAUGCCAUAUACGUUUUUAUUGGGUUUGUCACAUUUAACAUCUUAAAUGCCUAUGGUUUAUACAUUAGGCAUAUUUAAGCAAUUGCAGUAAUCAGAAAAAAAGCUCGUUUGAUAACAGGCAAGUUACACUUCGCCCUCUAUCGACAAAGCACAAUAAUGUAUCAAAAGGUUUAAUUAUUAGAUUGUGCGGCGAAUCUGAGCAGAAUUGCCGUAAGUAAACAUAAAUAAAUAUAAUAGAAUGCAUACCAUCAGGUAUUAAACCAAUAUGCUCUGCCCACAGUUAGUUAUAUUAGCAUUCGUUAAAGUCGCUCAUUUUGUACCAGACGUACAGAUUGUACAAAUGCUUAAGUUGUUGCAAAAAUAAUUAUCAGUGAUAGUAUAAUAGAGGAUUCUUUUUUGUGCAAAAUCAAAACAUGUUUCUUAUAAUUGAAUUGGUUUGAUAGUAAACAGUAGUAUCGUAUAUAAUUAUGAUAUUUUGUGACAGGGGGAUUUUAUGUACAUUUUGUAUUCUGUAUUACCAUACUAAAGAUAAAGGGUAUAGGCCUAAUUAUAAUUUUGAUACUUUUUGACAUAUUAAUAAAUGAUACUUUGUCAA
This is a messenger RNA of Anneissia japonica, 1510 nucleotides long. Its product is annotated as carbonic anhydrase 13-like. Gene Ontology annotation, cellular component: plasma membrane. Bases 1 to 669 code for a protein of 222 amino acids. Lineage: Eukaryota; Metazoa; Echinodermata; Crinoidea; Comatulida; Comatulidae. The record is from RefSeq and is a predicted model, not a curated record. The transcript is spliced from 5 exons. Gene Ontology annotation, molecular function: zinc ion binding; carbonate dehydratase activity.